AUUAUCGUUGCCUCGCUCGAAGAACCCUAACUCGCUACUCACUAGUGGAACUAGCGCCGCCGCCUCCUCGAGCUCGCCGCGUAGCCGCCUACCGGUAUAGCCACGCCCACGCUUGUUGGAGCUUGCUCCGCCGCCGCCCGCAAGCUAGCUGUCUCGGUACCUCGUAGAACUCGUUGGGCGGCUGUGCCGCUUCUUGCUGGCCAAUCUCCCCCCGCCUCACUGCCGCGAUUCAUCACACAUCGGCCAUCGACGCUUCGUCCUAGCAGGUCGCUCCGCCGCUGCAUCGCCUGCCCCUCACUGGCUCUCCGCGCGGUUCCAUCCUUCAGGGAUCCUAAUCUUGGCCUGGGGCUUUGUCGAUUCUUAGCUCUGGCACUGGUAGCUACGUCAGCCUGACCGCUAUCAUCCAACGCUAGCAGGGUAUGCAUGUUCUUAUGUUGAAUCUGCACACAUCCGGUAAAUUUAGCACUGAAUUUAUUCGUGCGUUCUGCUGAUUGCUAGCUGGGAGUUCCUCUUGCUGCUGACCCGUGACAUAAGAAUGUAACCUUUGCAGUCUUCAACGCUACAGGAGACAAUUUAUAGAUAUUACUGUUGGUUGAUUGCUGUUUGCACGUCAGGACAACUCUGAUAAGAUUACUACUUGUUACUGAAUCGUCAAAAAGAUUUGUUAUUGGAAAUACUUGCUGUUGAAGAUCACAAGCUGCAGUUUGAAUUAAUUGGUUGAAGAAGUUGUAUCUCUCAGUAAUGGUACCAUGAAAGAUUGGACGGCCACCCUAGCUAAUUAAUCUUCUACACUCGGCAAUCCGGCACAUAGUCUGAUCCUGUUGGAUUCAGUUAAAAACAUUGCCCAUCUACCAUGUCAUUUGCCGGUGUGUCUCUCGUCGGCGACGACAGGGCCAUUGGCCACUCCAUCGACGUUGCCACACCCAGCGGGUACCACCUUCUUGUGGUCAACGGCUACUCGCGGACCAAAGAAGCUGCACCCAAUGGCAUGAUGAUUAGCUCUCUACCUUUCAUGAUAGGAGGCCAUUGUUGGUGUAUUCGCUACUAUCCUAAUGGUUACAGCUCCAGGUGUGCUGACUAUGUAUCUCUCUUUCUUGUCCUUGUUGAUAAAAACAUCUCGACAGCUCUGAAGGUGCAUAAAAGAUUUAGCUUCGUCGAUGAGCUUGAGAAGCAAGAUUUAGUACAUAUUCGUGCAAAAAAGCCAAGAAACUACUCCAGCACUGAUUCAUCUUGGGGUCACAAGAAGUUCAUGAAAAGAGACGAGCUUGAGAAAUCAAAGCAUCUAAAGAACGACUGUUUCACCAUUCGAUGUGACCUCACAGUUGCCACCAUUGUUGAUAUGUUCAUCAAGGUACCGCCCUCUAGCAUACAGCAACAUAUGAGUAACCUCCUCCUAUCCAAGGAGGGCACUGACGUGACAUUCAAGGUUGGUGGUGAGACGUUUGUCGCCCACCGGUGCAUGCUUGCGGCUCGGUCUAUGGUCUUCAAGGCAGAGCUCUUUGGCCCCAUGAAGGAGGGAAAAAUAGCAAGUGUCAUACAUAUAGAAGACAUGGAAGCAAAAGUGUUCAGCGCCUUGCUUAGCUUCAUUUACACUGACUCAAUGCCUAUGAUGGAGGUAGGUGUGGUGGAGAAGGAAGAAGAAGCCCAUGAGGCAUUGUGGCUGCAACACUUGCUUGCAGCAGCAGAUAGAUACGAUCUUCAAAGGCUGAAAGUGCUAUGUGAACAAAAGUUGUGUGAACAUAUCAACAUGAGCUCGGUGACUACUAUUCUUACUCUAGCUGAGCAGCACAACUGUCGUGGAUUGAAGGACGUAUGCUUUGAUUUCCUCAAGACUCCUGCUAAUUUGAAAGCGAUAACAGCAGCUGACGGCUUGGAGGACAUAACUAGAACUUGUCCCUCUCUUCUAAAGGAGCUAAUUGCCAAGCUUGCUUUUAUAUUCUGCCCGCCAUCUACCAUGACACUGACCGGCGUAUCUAUCGUCCGCUAUGGCAAGGCCGCCGGCCACGCCACCAACGCCUCCGCGACCAGCGGGUACCACCUGCUCGUGGUUAGCGGCUACCGGCUUUCUAAAGCAACUACACCUAAUGGUACCAAGAUGACCUCUCCCCCUUUCAUGGUAGGAGGUCAUCGUUGGUGCGUAUGCUACUAUCCUAACGGCAGUGGCGUGGAGUCUGCCGGCCAUAUAUCCCUCUUUCUUCACCUUGCCGAUGAAGAUGUUAAAAAGGAUUUGAAGGUGCGGUUUAAAUUUAGCUUCGUCGGCAUGCUCGAGAGGCAAAAGUCGACAUAUACUCGUGCCACCAAGCCACAAAGCUUCAAUUGUCUUACGCCUUGUUGCGGUUACGCGAAAUUCGUCAGCACAGACUCCCUAGAGAAAUCGGACCAUCUAAAGGAUGACUCUUUCGUUAUCAGAUGUGACAUCGCCAUUGUCACCACGAGCGAUCUAUUCAUUGAGGUGCCACCUUCUAGCAUACAACAACAUAUGGCCGAGCUAUUGCAGUCCAAGGAGGGUGCUGACGUGACAUUCAAGGUUGGAAGCCAGACGUUUGUAGCCCACCGGUGCGUGCUCGCAGCCCGCUCCGUGGUCUUCAAGGCAGAACUCUUUGGCCCAAUGAAGGAGGGCACAACAACAUCAGUCAUCCAUAUUGAACAAAUGGAAGCAAAUGUGUUUAGCGCUUUGCUUAGCUUUAUUUACACCGACUCGCUGCCCAAGAUGGAGAUAGACAUGGUGGAGGAGGAAGGAGAAACCAAAGAAUCACUUUGGCUGCAAGAAUUGCUUGCCGCGGCAGAUAGAUACGAUCUCCAAAGGCUCAAAGUACUAUGCGAAGAGAAGCUGUGCGAUCACAUAGAUGUGCACUCAGUCAUGACUAUUCUUGCUCUAGCUGACCGGCACAAAUGUCACGGACUGAUAGAGGUAUGCCUCGAGUUCCUCAAGACUCAUGGUAAUUUGGGAGAGAUAACGGCGACUGACACCUUGGACUACAUAUCUAUAACUCGCCCCUCUCUUAUGAAGGAGCUCAUUCCUAGCUGUGCUUCCUAA
This is a messenger RNA of Lolium rigidum, 3037 nucleotides long. RefSeq lists its product as uncharacterized. The transcript is spliced from 3 exons. Gene Ontology annotation, molecular function: protein binding. NCBI's taxonomy places the organism in Eukaryota, Viridiplantae, Streptophyta, Magnoliopsida, Poales, Poaceae. The coding region runs from base 854 to 3037 and encodes 727 amino acids. Gene Ontology annotation, biological process: protein ubiquitination. The record is from RefSeq and is a predicted model, not a curated record.